CACCCUAAAGUCCUAAACUACACAUUUGCAACUACAUUGAGUAUUUGAGUUAUCUUUCUCCUUGUCCAAAAACCUAAAAGAGAAUCUGAAUCCCUCACACUAUUGAUUGCCCCUUGCCCACAAUCCAAAGCCAGCUCUCACACACACACACAAGUCACGACAAUCACCCAAAAGAAAAAGAAAACUCUUGCUUCCAUUGUUGCAUUUUGCAGUGCAGCACCACCUUCUGUGACCCAUCAUGCCUUGUCGCCUACCCAGCCCGACCCGUUAAGCUCGCCGGAAACUUUGGCCAAAAGGGUCGCCGAAUCCACUCAUGGCUCUCGAUUUCGAAGUUUAGAGAGCGUCAAGCUUUCACCUUUUUUCCUGCCAUUUCGUGUUCUUUUUCUCUGCGGGGUUUGGGGGUUUUUGAACUGUGAGCGAUUGUGAGAAAACUCUGCGAUAUGUACGUGGUGCCUCCUCCCCAGCGCUCCGAUCUGGGUUCAGGAUCCGGUGAUUUGCGGGUUUACGAAGCCUGGAAGGGAAGCAAUAAAUUUUUUCUUCAGGGAAGGUUCAUAUUUGGACCUGAUGUGAGAUCACUGGCGCUGACAAUUUUCCUUGUUGUUGCUCCGGUUGCAGUUUUCUGUGUCUUUGUUGCCAGAAAAUUGAUGGAUGAUUAUUCUGACCACUGGGGGGUAUCCAUAAUGGCUGUUGCUGUUGUUUUCACUGUUUAUAUCUUAGUUCUUCUUUUGUUGACAUCUGGUCGAGAUCCUGGCAUAGUUCCACGUAAUGCACAUCCUCCAGAGCCAGAAGGUUUUGAUGGUAAUGUAGAUGGCGGUUCUGGUCAGACUCCUCAGUUGAGGUUGCCCCGUACUAAGGACGUUGUGGUCAAUGGGUGCCAUCUUAAGGUCAAAUAUUGUGAUACUUGUAUGCUCUACAGGCCGCCUCGAUGCUCACACUGCUCGAUCUGUAAUAACUGUGUAGAACGGUUUGAUCAUCACUGCCCCUGGGUUGGGCAGUGUAUUGGGCUGCGUAACUAUCGGUUCUUCUUCAUGUUUGUCUUCUCAACCACACUACUUUGUAUCUAUGUUUUCGCAUUUUGCUGGGUCUAUAUAAGAAGAAUUAAGGACUCAGAGGGGAUAACAAUUUGGAAGGCAAUGAUCAAAACUCCUGCCUCCAUAGUGUUAAUAAUUUACACCUUCAUAUCAAUGUGGUUUGUAGGUGGCCUCACUGCCUUCCAUUUUUAUCUGAUAACUACAAAUCAGACUACAUAUGAGAACUUCAGAUACCGAUAUGAUUGGCGAGUCAACCCAUAUAAUCUAGGAGUGUUCAAUAAUUUCAAAGAGAUAUUCUGCAUCAGCAUUCCCCCAUCAAAGAACAAUUUCAGGGCAAGGGUGCCAAAUGAACAAGAAUUACCUGCUCAAUCAGGGGGUAGAGGAUUUUUGCACCAAAGUGGGGGAAAAGCAGGGGAGGACAUAGAGGUGGGCAGAAAAGCAGUGUGGGACAUGGGUGGUGCUGGAAUUGAUGAUUCUGAAGCUCAACUAAGCAAUGAUCGAGUGUCGAUAAAGGAUGGUGAGCUGUCUCCUGAAAUCAGGACGACAGCAGAUGAAACGGGGGACCGUGCUGGAAUGCAUCCUCGGCGAUCUAGCUGGGGAAGGAAAAGUGGAAGCUGGGAAAUGUCCCCAGAAGUUCUUGCUUUGGCAGCCAGGGUGGGGGAACCAAAUCGUGUGGGUGGAGGAGGAAGCAGUAGUAGUUUGGCACACCAAUAGCAUGGCUAAAAGACAAGAAGAUUUGGGUUUUCUGUUAUAUCAUAUGGCAACUAUGCAACAAAUUUAUUGCAUGUGCUAUAAAGGUUGUGGGGGUUUUAGGCAUUUGGAGCGUGUUUUAAGUGUUGUUUUAGCCAUUCUGCUUCUAAGAAGGAAUUGUUUGGUGUUCUGAGUGAGCUUUGAUUUGCUUUGCUUGAUGUUGUUCUUUGCUUACCAAUUAAUUAGCCUUUGCAUCUUUGGAAGUUGCUGCUGCAGUUAGCAUGGAGUGUUGGGAGAAUGUUGUGGAGGACAUUGAUGAUGGGUCAAGUGGAACUGUUCUUGCUAACUUACCUCGGAUGCUUGAAUUAAAUGUAGUUGGUGUGUUGGGAUGAUAAACUUAUUGAGACAGAUUGUCAAAUCUUUACUAUGUUUGCCACUGUAGUUUCAUAGGGAUUCUAGUAGAAAGAUUGUGUGUAACUGUGUACCUUGUAUAAUCACGUAAAACCAUACAUUUCCUAGUCCAUUCUGUA
Messenger RNA from Lotus japonicus, 2251 nucleotides. RefSeq names its product probable protein S-acyltransferase 7. The transcript has 5 exons. The record is from RefSeq and is a predicted model, not a curated record. NCBI's taxonomy places the organism in Eukaryota, Viridiplantae, Streptophyta, Magnoliopsida, Fabales, Fabaceae. Gene Ontology annotation, molecular function: protein-cysteine S-palmitoyltransferase activity. Bases 441 to 1745 code for a protein of 434 amino acids. Gene Ontology annotation, biological process: protein targeting to membrane; peptidyl-L-cysteine S-palmitoylation. Gene Ontology annotation, cellular component: Golgi apparatus; endoplasmic reticulum.